AGCGUUGAGGAACUUGAAAUAACAGUCUUCCUGAGAUGUGUCUAAGAAGUCUUCCUCUUCCUUUUAAAGCUGAGCCUCAGAGGGCUAAACUGGAAACCCUCGCCAACCUACAUCAUUCAUGACUCAUGCUGUUUUGAUUAUUACUGUUGAAAGUCAAGAAGUGUGAUACCUCCAUUUUUGUUCCCUGCUAUUUGCUGUUGUGCUACUACUCACUGUCAUUGACUCUAAGAUAGAAGAGUUCCUUUCAGCAUUUCCAAUAAGGGAGAUCUAAUGGUGAUGAAUUUCUUCAGCUUUUGUUUAUGUAGCUUCUCGGUGAAUAUUUGGAUGAAGCCAUUAAAUUAAUUGCUGUCAUCAUGAGCAGAAGCAAGCGUGACAGCAACUUUUAUAGUGUAGAAAUUGGAGAUUCUACUUUCACAGUUCUGAAACGUUAUCAAAACUUAAAACCUAUAGGCUCAGGAGCUCAAGGAAUAGUAUGUGCAGCUUAUGAUGCCAUUCUUGAAAGAAACGUUGCAAUCAAGAAGCUAAGUCGGCCUUUUCAGAAUCAGACACAUGCUAAGCGGGCUUACAGAGAACUAGUUCUUAUGAAAUGUGUUAAUCACAAAAAUAUAAUUGGACUUUUGAAUGUUUUCACACCGCAGAAAUCUCUCGAAGAAUUUCAAGAUGUUUACAUAGUCAUGGAGCUCAUGGAUGCAAAUCUUUGCCAAGUGAUUCAGAUGGAACUAGAUCACGAAAGGAUGUCCUACCUUCUCUAUCAGAUGCUGUGUGGAAUCAAGCACCUUCAUUCUGCUGGAAUUAUUCAUCGGGACUUAAAGCCCAGUAAUAUAGUUGUAAAAUCAGACUGCACUUUGAAGAUUCUUGACUUUGGACUGGCCAGGACUGCAGGGACCAGUUUUAUGAUGACACCUUAUGUAGUGACCCGCUACUACAGAGCACCAGAGGUCAUCCUAGGGAUGGGCUACAAAGAAAACGUGGAUUUAUGGUCUGUGGGGUGCAUUAUGGGAGAAAUGGUUUGCCACAAAAUCCUCUUUCCAGGAAGGGACUAUAUUGAUCAGUGGAAUAAAGUUAUUGAACAGCUUGGAACACCAUGUCCUGAAUUCAUGAAGAAACUACAACCAACAGUAAGGACUUACGUCGAAAACAGACCCAAGUAUGCUGGAUACAGCUUUGAGAAACUAUUCCCUGAUGUCCUUUUUCCAGCUGACUCAGAGCACAAUAAACUUAAAGCCAGUCAGGCAAGGGAUUUGUUAUCCAAAAUGCUGGUUAUUGAUGCCUCUAAAAGGAUCUCUGUAGAUGAAGCUCUUCAGCACCCAUAUAUCAAUGUUUGGUAUGAUCCUUCUGAAGCAGAAGCACCACCACCAAAGAUACCUGACAAGCAAUUAGAUGAAAGGGAACACACAAUAGAAGAAUGGAAAGAAUUGAUAUACAAAGAAGUUAUGGACUUGGAGGAGAGAACCAAGAAUGGAGUUAUCCGGGGACAGCCCUCUCCUUUAGGUGCAGCAGUGAUCAAUGGCUCUCAGCAUCCAUCGUCAUCUUCAUCUGUCAAUGAUGUGUCUUCAAUGUCAACAGAUCCGACUCUGGCCUCGGAUACAGACAGCAGUCUGGAAGCAUCAGCUGGAUCUCUGGGCUGCUGUAGAUGACUACUUGGG
Molecule: messenger RNA, 1646 nt
Organism: Suncus etruscus (white-toothed pygmy shrew)
Lineage: Eukaryota; Metazoa; Chordata; Mammalia; Eulipotyphla; Soricidae
Gene: MAPK8
Product: mitogen-activated protein kinase 8
Exons: 14
Coding region: 354-1637 (427 amino acids)
Biological process (GO): protein phosphorylation; JNK cascade
Cellular component (GO): cytoplasm; nucleus
Molecular function (GO): ATP binding; JUN kinase activity
Source: RefSeq, a predicted model, not a curated record